Dreissena polymorpha is the source of this 3558-nucleotide messenger RNA. RefSeq names its product protein fem-1 homolog C-like. NCBI's taxonomy places the organism in Eukaryota, Metazoa, Mollusca, Bivalvia, Myida, Dreissenidae. Gene Ontology annotation, molecular function: protein binding. The transcript is spliced from 4 exons. The coding region runs from base 166 to 2187 and encodes 673 amino acids. The record is from RefSeq and is a predicted model, not a curated record.
UGUGCAAACGGCACUUUGAACCCGGGUUCAAAGUCUCUUAACUAUAUAGUUAACUGUUAAACCGUGGUUUAAGGACUUAAUGUGCAUUUCGCUUGCCAUUGUUAUGCACGUCUGCACAUAACAUCAACCGAUUAUUUUCGAUGAGUUAAGAAUAUGAGCUAAACAAUGUCAGUCUUCAGUAUAACUGACACUGCUGGUAUAGACUAUAGUCUGCUUUCAUCGAUUGUGUACAACUGUGUGCAGGAAGAAAAGCUGAGCGAGCUUUUUCAGGAAGAAACGUUUAGCAAGCUGCGUGCUACUCUUUCCAAACAAACACUGGAGCAGCGUCAAAAGAUUGUGAAUCAUAAGAUCAAUGGCAACACGUCACUUUUCAUGGCAUGUCAACAAGGCAAGGUGCACUUUGUGAACUACCUCAUCGAGGAGUGUGGUGCAGACAUCGAAAUUAAAGGUGUGUAUGAAGUUCAUGAGGAAAAUUCCCGCUACCUUGUCUCCCCGCUCUGGUGUGCAGCGGUGGCUAACAAACUGGACGUCGUUCAGACGCUCGUGCGUCACGGUGCCAACGUCAACGAGACCUCUGACACGGACUCCACACCGGUACGAUCAGCCUGCCUCACCACAAACAUUCAGAUGAUCAAGUUCUUGGUUGAAAAUGGCGCUGAUAUACUAAAGCCUAACAAAAAUGGUGGAACAUGUUUGAUAAACUCCGUUCGAAGCGCACAACUGUGUACGUUCCUCAUAAGCAAAGGUGCCGCUGUGAACGCUGUUGAUAAUUUUAAGGACACUGCCUUGCACUAUGCAAUACGUGAAGGAAUGCUGGAGUCGGUGAAAGUUCUGUUAAGCAAUAAAGCUGAUUACAUGAUAAGGAACGAUUUUGGUGAUGAUGCUCUGCAAACGGCUGCAACCAGAGGAAAUGUUGAGAUCGUAGAUGUCAUUGUUGAAAUGGCUGGACUUUCUCUGGAGGCUAAAAUACAGGCUUAUGAGAUUCUUGGUACGUGUCAUAUAGAUGAUCGUAAUGACAUUGUGUUUGGCUUGCAGCUGUGGCGCCAAGCUAUGAAAUGGAGGUACAAGAAUAAAAAUCAACCGAUUUUGAAAGUUUUACCAAAAGAAACUAAAAAAGUCUACUUGAAUGCUAAAGAACCUGAAAAUGAGGAGGAGCUUUUGGAACUGACUGACCCUGAUGAGAUAUACAUGCAGAGUCUUCUGAUACGAGAGAGAAUACUAGGGCAACACCAUGAGGAUUCAGUAUUUGGACUCAGGUACCGAGGGGCCGUGUACGCCGACUCAAACAAGUUCCAGCGUUGCGUAGACCUCUGGAAAUAUGUUUACAUUUUUCGUUAUCAACAGAACGAGCCUCUCAAUCUGGACUGCCUGUACAAUGUGCAGACUCUAGUGAAAUUAUUCUGGCAUGUUCAGAAGGAACGUGAAAACAAUGGUGAAAUCGAGGCCAAAAUCUUUUUUGAUGAUGCCCUCGAAGUUCUACAAAUCCUUACAGGUCAGAUCAUAUCAGCCAAAGAAUGUUUGAGCAAUGACGGGGAAUGUUUGCUCUAUGAACAGGCCUCCAAGUUGAAUACCCAAGCAGAAGACAAGGCUUCGCAGACGUUGUCCGAGUUUCAACUCCUCAUGCAGCUGUACGUGCACAUGAUUCACCUGCUGACUAAACUGGAGUGCUCGCUCGACCAGACGCACGCCUACAUGUCCUGCAUUCACAGGCUGGUGAGCACGGAUCCGAGGUGUACCAAGAGACUCUCACUACUCCACCUGGCGGUGGACUCCAAGACGUCACUGAUCGCUGACGAAUAUUACUCUCAGUUUCCUUCCCUUGAGGUUGUUCAACUUCUUGUGCGGUGCGGGGCGAACGUGAAUGCGCAAUGUAAGUGUGGGAAUACGGCAUUGCUGAAAGCGGCGCACACGAUGUACAUGCACAGCGGGCCUCCUGAGGAUGAGGAGAAAAAAGUCAUUGAAUAUUUACUUGCUGUAGGGACCCAUGUGGACAUAAUGAAUAAUAUUGGAGACACUGCAGAGAAGUUUUUAAAACAUUCUGUGAUUUUCAGUUACAGCCCUUUGCAGUAUUUGUCGCUAAAAUGUUUGGCCGCUCGUGUGAUAUUGAAAGAAAAAAUCCCAUUCAAAAGUGAAGUUCCUGUGUCUUUGAUUCCUUUUGUUCAAUGCCAUGGAAUGCAUUGUAACUGAUAUUAGUUUGCGUUUUUCCGUCAUAUAUUACAACUGAUUUCAAAACAUUUAAAUGAAAAGGAUUUUAUUUAAAAGAUUUCUUGUUAUGGUGAUAACUUAUUUAAUAUUUUGUGAAUUGCUAGGUUUCUUUUAUUUAUUUAAGACAUUUGUCAUAAAUGUAUCAUGUUAAUCUGUUGUUCACCCUUACUAGAUGACUGUCAGUGAUAUAUUGUGAAAUUGGCUGGGAACUUGUCAAAAUAAAAGCCAGCUAGUGGGAAUUUGACCUGUUUUCUUUUUCCAAUAAUAUCUACACAUGCGACUGGGAUUUUGUUAAAAUUACAGUAUGUCUAUUUGGUAAAGUAAAAUAAAUAAUAUGGCAUAUUUUACUCCAUGUAGAGUGCAAUUUUUACCAUACUCGUCAACUGCCUAUUCUAUAUAUGUAAUAUUACAAUACAUAGUUUAUAAAGCCUUUGUAAGGCAUCAUCCCCUCAGAAUAAUUCAUUCAUAUACUAGUAAUCCAUAGCAUUCCCCCACAAACUUUUCUUAACCCUUUCCCACUCAGAAGCAAAGUGAAAAUGGCUAUGUGCAAACAGCAUAAGACUAGAACAGCCUGAGAGUAACUUGCAGUCUGUUCAUGUUUUAUGCUGUUUGCUGCUCGUUCGUAUCUAAGGUUUCCAAAAAUUGAAUCUACAUUUAGUCUUAAAUUUUUAUAACUUUCUAAGGGACUACAAAUACGUGAAAAUACAUAUCUAAGUGGUAAAAGGUUAACUCAGAAAUCGUAAUUGCCGACUUUUUCCCCCAACAAUAUUUCUAUGGGGAACUAAGUUCAGCAUCCACAGAUAUCAGGCCAGACAAGUAUCAUUUAAUUUAAUUACUUUGAUGAAAACAGGAGUAUCCUGAAAAUCAUAUCAUACCCUGUCUGUCAGUGUCUGUCUCUUUGUAUGAGGUUAACCCAACAUGAAUUGUUUCAUCUUACAUUAGUUGUUCUUCUUAAACAGUUUUUAUUCCUGCAUUAAUGAUGUGUUUAGACACCAUCCCCUCUCCCACUUUCCCUAACCUCAUUUUGCCAUGGAGAUACCUUCGGACUAAGACUAAUUCAGAGCGUCCAUAUUCUUGAUUAAACCAAAAUGACACUUUAAAUCCGAGAUAAAUACGUUCUACAGAAGUCUUUGGAUACUUUCAAUCCAACACUCAUUUUGAACUUUAAAUUGAUCUCCUUUUGGACUUACUCAAAUAAGCCUAUGAAUCAAUAAGGACAUGACUUUCCUGGGGAUGUAUAUGUGUUUUGAAUGCUGGUUCUUAUUUAUUUUAAUGAUAAUUAAGUUUUUUAAGCAUUUUGUUUUUUGUUGUAAAUUUAUUUACACUAAAUGAAAUAAAUGUUGAUCUUAUCUA